Messenger RNA from Saxophila tyrrhenica, 318 nucleotides. RefSeq lists its product as uncharacterized. The coding region runs from base 1 to 318 and encodes 105 amino acids. The transcript has 2 exons. NCBI's taxonomy places the organism in Eukaryota, Fungi, Ascomycota, Dothideomycetes, Mycosphaerellales, Extremaceae. The record is from RefSeq and is a predicted model, not a curated record.
AUGGCUCCCUCAGACCUCAAAUCCUCCCCCAAGAAAUCCCUCAAAGACCUCGCAUCCGAAAACCCCACCCAAAUCGGCGACCCUGUCUCCCUCAAAGCCGAAACCUCCAACACCCAGCCUACGGAACACGACAUGCCGAACAAAGCCGACCGCGCGAGGCCUGUAGGAGGAGAGGGUGCGAAGGAGGGGGAGCAGGCGAAUCGGAGUCAGUUGGGGGAUCCGGUGAGUUUGAAGGCGGAGCCGAGUGGGAGUGAGCCGACGGAGGAGGAUAGGGGGGCGAGGGGGACUGAGGGUAAGAACGGGAAGCCGAAGAUGUGA